This is a messenger RNA of Clonostachys byssicola, 1230 nucleotides long. Lineage: Eukaryota; Fungi; Ascomycota; Sordariomycetes; Hypocreales; Bionectriaceae. The record is from the annotation of a GenBank genome assembly.
AUGAGCGCCGUGCGACAGAAGCGACAAUCUUGCGAAGCGUGUCGAAAGGGUACCGGGUGCUCCCGAUGUGUAAAGCUUGGUCUCACUUGCAAGUUUCAUGACAAAGGCAUCCCUGGAAGACCUCGGAAAUGGUCACUCAUUGAGACUCGAGGCCUCGACAACCAUCGACAAAAUAUUCAGCAAGCUUAUGGCCGAGAUGGACAAGACACUGCCCUAGAGACUGAUCGCUCGAGUGAUCACAUGAGCGACGGGAGGAAUUCUUACCAGCAAGACUUGGAUCUUCGACAAAAUUCAGAGCAAGCCCCAUCAGCGGCAGUCUUUGCUCAAAAAUCCCUAGUAGCUACGAGUAGCUCGACCGACUUGUGGCCGGCUACGCAGCAGGAAUGGACUCUACGUGAGGCCGAUCAGUUGGGUUUAAGCUAUCAUGACUUCGAGGGGUUGCCGCCGCUACUCGAUUUCAACACAAGUGAGCAGCUGGACUCACUGCCUCUCGACCCUUUCCAGGCCUGUUUAUUCAACUAUGCCGACGGUGCGGCUUCGGCGGAGCGGUCUUCCAACGCAUCGGCCACACCGGAUGCGCCGCCGCCGCAGCAGCAGCAUGAGGCUUGCGACUGUGCCAGACGAGUUUUCGAAGUCAUAAGGUUAUUGAAAAGUGGCCCAGUGUCGCACAAUACCGUCCGAACUCUCCGUCUCGGUGCCGACCUUGUGGAAAAGCUCCUAAAGUGUGUGAUAUGCUACGAUGUUUCCAGCCCACCGCGUAACACUCUACAAAAUGUACUCCUCCUCGGUAGGCUAUCACUCGAGGUCACGAAUGGGUAUCAAAAUUACGUGAGAUGGCUCAAGGACCACUGCAGUGGUCUCUCGGAGAGGGGCAUGGACGAUACCGUAUAUCUCAUGCCUGGGGCGGAUGCCAGUUCGGCACUCGGCUUCAAGAUCAGUAGCGACAAGUUUUAUGACCUAGUAGUGGGCGGCCUUAAAAGCGACGCAGAGAGGUUAUUGGACCUAGGCAGACAAUUUGCGGUGAGGCAGCAUAAUCGCCAUCUCGUGGGCCACGAGGCAUGCCCGGACCCGGAGGGACGUUGCUUGAAGGAAGAAAAAGAUCAUGAUGCCGCUCCUGAUCUGUUGGAUGUCUGCCCACAGAGCCCAGCAGCUCGGGUGUUAACGCCUUGUUAUCAGAUUGUUGAUGAGGUGAGGUCUAAAAUUAAACAAUUUAAGGAUGCCGUGACUUGA